Molecule: messenger RNA, 1206 nt
Organism: Tachysurus fulvidraco (yellow catfish)
Lineage: Eukaryota; Metazoa; Chordata; Actinopteri; Siluriformes; Bagridae
Product: macrophage mannose receptor 1-like
Exons: 8
Coding region: 1-1206 (401 amino acids)
Source: RefSeq, a predicted model, not a curated record
AUGUCCACAGAUGAGCAGGAGCGCCGAGUGACAACCCCGGACAAGCUGCAGCCAGACCCACGUCCAGAAAGGGAGGGCAAAAUCCUUCGCCACACAGGUCACACAUACAGGCCUGCAACAUCCCCCCGUGGACAAGAAUGUCACACCAAUGGGGUGGAUAAUGAUGUUCACACUUUCAUAGAUUUCAUUUUGAUGAAGCAGCAUCUGUUCAUACUCCCGUUUUUCAUAGGAUUCGUCUCUCUCGUCCUGUCUGCGCCUCAUUAUUACUUUCUGAUCUGGCAGGGGAAAACUUGGGGUGAAGCUCAGGGUUUCUGUAGAGCUAAAUACACUGAUCUGGCUGCCAUCAAUACCGGUGAUCACAUGCUUAAUUUUCAGAAUGAAGUACAGAUACAAAAAUUCAGUUCCAGUGCUUGGAUUGGACUGUACGAUGACAUGUGGUGGCACUGGUCCAUGGGAGGUCAAUUAGUACCACAGGGUACAGAACUGUGGGCACCAGGACAGCCUGACAACAUGGGGGGAAAUGAAACAUGUGGUGCAUUAAAUAGAAGUGCUUGGAGUGAUCAGCAAUGCAACCUCUCAUACGCCUUUGUGUGCUUUGAUAGUACUAAAAUUGGUGAUCAAAUGUAUAUUUACAUCUCUCAAAACAAGUCAUGGUGGGAAGCUCAGUCUUACUGCAUAACACAUCAUACUGAUCUGGCCAGUGCUAGAACUGCAACAGAAAACUCAAUUAUAGCAAGUCUGAACCCUGGCUUGGUUUGGAUUGGUCUGUACAGAGAUGGCUGGAGGUUUACAGAUGGUACCAGUGUCUCUAACAUCAGUUGGAUGUCUGGAAAACCUGAUAAUGCUUUGGGGAAGCAAGACUGUGCUUAUAUAAAUAAUGGUCAGGCUGUUGAUGCACAGUGCUCAGACAUAAUGCCUUUCUUCUGUUACUCAAUAAUACAAAGAAAAAUCAUUAAAGUGAAGGUUCAGUCAAGUCAGAAUGUGAAUGAUCCUGCACUAAAGGAGGCCAUGUUGAAGAAGAUAAAGCAGAAACUAAUCGAUCAGGGGAUGCAAGAGACCAUCAUAGUGAAAUGGAAAACACAACCAGAUGGAAAUGUGUUUUGUUCCUUCACAAGAUCGCCCCAGUCCCACACCUGUGGAUGUGUUUUAGAAGUUCCAAACAAUUACACUUCCUACCCUGAGCUUGCAGAGGAGUUCAUACAGUAA